AACCACACCCCCGUCUCCUCCCGCCAUGCUCCUCCUCCACCAAAUAGGCACCGUCAAGGUAGGCGAGGUGGUCCGCUACACCGUCACCUACGCGCCGUCACAAGACCGCAUCCUCCCCUCCCCCGAGAAGCUCCACCUCCGGAUCCGCAACACCUCCGCCCUCGCCCUCCGUGCCGCCUUCGUCCACGGUCCCUAUAACCUCUGCGUCGCCGCCUACCCGGCCAACUACAACCCGAACGCCAAGUUCACCGCCGCCCGUCGCUAUGGCAUCCCCGAGUUCGAGCCCAUGGUCAAGGCCGGCGGCUCCUGGCAGUGCGAGCUCCUCGUGCCCGAACACAUCCGCCAGUCCGCCGGCAUCGGCGUCGGUCCGCAUGGCCUGUCCUUUGGGUCCUCCACCGCCAACACCACCGCCAACACCAACACCACCACCAACACCACCACCACCACAACCUCGUCGGUGGGUGGUCACACCGAGGAGACUGCCGUCUCUUGGAUCAUAGAGGUUUCUUCCCAGGUCAUCUUCUCCGCCUCCGCCGCCGUCGGCUACGAGAUCGUCCUUGCCCGUGACGAGAAGUCCCUGAAUCUGAGCUCCUCUCUGCCCGUCAUCGGGGGGCAUGCUCAGAUCCCACAACCGGGGAAGGUCAGCGACCACCAGCAGCGGCAGCGGCAGCAGCGGCAGCAGCAGCAGCAGCAGCAACACCCCGGGGCUAGGGGCGUCUUCUCCCGCGCCAUCCGUGUCAGGGUCGAGGAUACCGCUGCCCUGUGGAAUACCCCGAGGUUACCGGGAUGGGAUUCCGGCGUGAAGUACGCGGAGAGCAGCAAGGGGGGGGAGACUGCCGGGUCCUCCGGUUCGGGAGAGACGCCCACCCGGAAUAAGAACAAAGACAAAAAGCGGAAGAAGGUCCACUUGGUCGUCCUCACCCACGGCUUGCACAGCAACCUCGGCGCCGAUAUGCUGUACCUUAAGGAGACCAUCGAUGCGACCGUACGUCAGGCCAAGAUUGACGCCAAGGCGAGGCGGGCUAGAGAAAGAGCCGCUGCCAAGGCGGGCGGACACGGACACGGACACGGACACGGACACGGACACGGACACGGACAUGCGGCCAAGACGACGACUUUGAAGAAGAGUCAAGACGAAGAUGUCAGCGAAAAGGCAGCAUCAUCACCACCCGACGAGAACCAGGGUGGAAGGGGAGAUGGAGAACCAGAACCAGAACCAGAACCGAAACCAGAUGCAGAGGAAGACGAGGACGAAGAUGAGGAUGAGGAGGUCAUCGUCCGUGGAUUCUCUGGCAAUGCGACACGGACCGAGAGGGGAAUCAAGUUUCUGGGCAAGAGACUCGCGAGAUAUGUGCUGUCAACCUGCUAUCCCGACCAACCCUUUCUUCCUUCUUCCAAGGGCGCCAACGAGGCCGCUGCCGCUGCCACUUCUGCUGCUGCUGCUGCCACUUCUUCUGCUUCUGCUUCUGCUUCUGCCUCUGCUGUCAAGGCCAAGACACCCGGCACCAAGGGCCAUCCCAACCCCAACCCCAAUUCAAUGCAUAGGCAGAGCACAAUCCACCACAACGCCGGUUCCGAGCCCCAUCGUCCUUACCAGAUCACCAGCAUCAGCUUCGUCGGUCACUCCCUGGGCGGCCUGGUCCAGACCUACGCCGUCGCCUACAUCCAGAAACACUCGCCCACCUUCUUCGACCUCAUCAGGCCCGUCAACUUCAUCGCCCUCGCCACCCCGUUCCUCGGCCUGAGCAACGAGAACCCCCUCUACAUCAAGUUCGCCCUCGAUUUUGGUCUGGUCGGCCGCACCGGACAGGACCUGGGCCUGACCUGGCGGGCCCCCACCAUCGCCAGGAGCGGAUGGGGCGCCCUCGUCAGCAACCUCAGCGAGUCCGCCCACAAGAGGGUCAUGGGCGAGAGCCGCCCCGAGUCGAAGCCCCUGCUGCGCAUCCUGCCCACCGGCCCCGCCCACACCGCCCUGAAGAAGUUCCGCAACCGGACCGUCUACUCCAACGUCGUCAACGACGGCAUCGUGCCCCUCCGCACCAGCUGCCUGCUCUUCCUCGACUGGCAGGGCCUCGGCCGCGUCGAGAAGGCCCGGAGGGAUGCCGGCCUUGUCGAGACCCUGGUCGGCAUCGGCUGGGCCGAGUUGACCGGCGCCAAUGCUACUGCUGCGAGGCGCGAGGCGAGGAAGCUGCAACAGCUGCCACCCGACUACUACGACGACGACGAGGAGGAUGGUGAUGCUCAUGGUGAUGGUCAUGAUGGGGGCAACGACUCGGCCGGAACCGCGACCCCUAUGCCUACCGCUCCGAAGAAUGCCUCCGAGGUCCCGCAGCCGUCGCAGAACGCCAUCAUCGAGGAUGACAGGGCCAGCGUCCGCUCCGUCCCUACUACUACUACUGCGCCCACUACUACUACUACUAGCAGUAGUAGUAGUACGACCUUCGCCAAAGACGGGUCUGUCCCCGCGGCUCCCGGCAGCACUGCCGAGACCACCAACUCGGGGCCGCUCGCCGGCUUUCUGUCCUUCUUCAGGGGAAACGGUAACGGCAACGGCAACGGCAACGGCAAUGGCAAUGGCAACGGUAACGGCAACGGCAAUGGCAACGGCAACGGCAACGGCAACGGCAACGGCAACGGCUCGGCAACCCCUCCGACAAACGCCCAUUCUACUAAGCAGCAUAAGAUCCUGCGGAGAAGCCAGACGAUCAAAUCAGACGACAGCGGCAACUUGUCGAUGACCUCGCCGUCGGCCUCAGCUAUCGUCUCCAGGGUGACGACUGGCCAGGAGUACGAGCUGGACACGGAGAGCCUGAACGCCCCGCCCCGAACCACCGUUUUCGAGUCGGCCCACGAUCUGAUCAACCCGACACUGCCCUCCACCGAAUUCCUCAUCGAUCCCUCCAAACGGCCCAGGGCCAUCUUCCACGACAGGGUCUACCACCCUGCCGACAUUCCACCCCCUCCCAUGAAGCCCAGGUCGACUCCCUCUGCGAGUUUUGGUGUUCGUAGGAGGGCUACGGGGCUGUCCACCUCCAGCACCGAGACGAAGGACCAGGCCCCGGGCGCGUCAUCCUCCACUAACAACACUACCGCUAACACCAAUGCUAACGCUGCUGCUGCUGAUGCUGAUGCUGCCGCUAAUGCCACCGCUACCACUGCCGUCAUCUCUUCGUCCUCGCCUCGCCCGAGUCAGAAACUCCAACGCCAGGAUUCCAUGCCUUCUAACAAGGACAACAACAACAACGACAACGACGAUGCCGCCGCCCAGGAGGUCGACGGGUCGCAGAUGCGCGUCGAGGAGAAGAUCGCCCGCGCCUACCACCGCGACAUCUCCUGGCGCAAAGUCCUCGUCAAGCUGGAGCCCGACGCCCACAACAACAUCAUCGUCCGCCGCAUGUUCGCCAACGCCUUCGGCUGGCCCGUCGUGAAACACCUCGUCGACGCCCACUUUAGCGAUUCCGCCAACGCGAGGGCCCGCGUCGACGACAUGGAGGGGAAGGAACGCGCCCUGGAUAUCGGGCAGCCGCCGACCUUGGAGGGGAGUGAGCUGAAACGCGAGAAUGGCGAGAAUGGCUCGGUUUCACGUGCCGAGACCGUCCCGCAGCGGACGGCGCGGCAUCAGGCUGAGAAGGCGGACGUGGAUGGCGCCAAGGAUCUUGUGCAGGACGAGACCGAACCGCCAAAAGAACAAGAGCAGCAAGAACAAGAACAACAACAACAACAACAACAACAACAACACCACCACCAGAGAUCCGGGAAUCUGGCACGCGAAGCGGAGGAUAGGGUCUCCGAGCUACCCACCAUGUCCUCCCGAAACGAACCCGGGACCCCCCCGCGACCGUUCUUGCCUCCACCCGUCACGAGGGCGGACUCCAUGACAUGGAGCGAAGGCGACUGGAUCGACUCGGACGAGAGCGACACCGAGACCGAAAACCACGGCGCCGGCGCCGGCGGCCGCCGCGCGCCGCUGAGUCCACCGCCACCACCCCGCACGCCGGAUACUUCGAGGCCGACCACGACGGUAACCUCAACCUCAACCUCAACAACAGCCAGAGACAAGGACAAGGCCGCGGCGGCGCAGAAUCAGUCCCUGUCCCCCCUCCCGCCACCACCACCACCGGGUCGGCGGGGGGCAGACGUCCCAACAACGACGACACCGAGCCUCCCCAGCCCGCUGCUCGGCGUCGGGUCGGGGUGGAACUGGGCCGAGAAGAUUGUCGGCCGCGGCGCUUCUUCUUCCGCUCGGUCGUCUUCUCCUGCCCCUUCUACUGGUACUACUGCUGCUGCUACUGCUCCGCCGCCUACUAAGGCUCUCGGCUUGGGCCUCGGCGCCGCGUCCAAGUCGCCUCCUGCACCGCCCCAGCUGGAUGUGGCACCGACUUCGCCGUCGUCCUCGGGUGGCGAUGGUGGUGUUGAGGGGGCUGGUAAGCAGAGAUAGGAAGCGUUGUGAAAGCGAGGGGAACCAGUCUUGUCAGUCAUUAGCUCUGCCUCUUCCUCUUCUUUUUUCUUCUUCUUAUUCUUCUUUCUCUUUCACUUUGUGUUUGUUGUUGUUUUCUUGCAAAAGGAUGGGCAGAUGCAUGGAUGGUGUUUCGGUGUACUCCAUCACCCCAUUAUCCGCGAAACAUGACAACAGUAAAGGCUAGGAAACUUCAGUCCUUACAGGCAAAAGGCGUUUUUGAUUGCAACAAGUCAACAAAUAAGAAGAUGGAAGAUAGAACAGCAACUGCAAGCGAAACAGUCGAAAUAUCAUCUUUUACAUACUAUAAUAAUACCAUCUGUAC
Sodiomyces alkalinus F11 is the source of this 4781-nucleotide messenger RNA. Its product is annotated as DUF676-domain-containing protein. Gene Ontology annotation, molecular function: monoacylglycerol lipase activity. The record is from RefSeq and is a predicted model, not a curated record. The transcript has a single exon. Lineage: Eukaryota; Fungi; Ascomycota; Sordariomycetes; Glomerellales; Plectosphaerellaceae. Bases 26 to 4438 code for a protein of 1470 amino acids.